AUUAGAUCUACAGUGAAUAUUAAGUGCAAAACAAUGUUUAUUAAAAUUAUCACUUAAAUGACAACUUGUCAUUUAAGCCUUACAAUGUAUUACUGAGAUAAAUCUGAUGUCACUAAAAAGUACCAGCGCACACAGUACGUAUAGGUUUAGUCGAUUACGUAGAGAAAUGUGAGAAGCGUGUACGUGUUGUAGUUCAAAAUGGAUUUCUCGCUGUCUUUUGUUAUUUUGUGUAUUUUUAUAACUGUGGUAUUAGUGUCGAUGUUUUUGUUUUAUAGCUACUACAGAAGAAAAGCCAAUUAUUGGGUUGGUCGAGGUGUGCCUUACGAGGAUUCCCAUUGGUACCUCGGUAGUUUCCUUGGCGUUCUGACCGGAAGAGAGAAAUGGAAUGAUACUUGUUCGAGGAUCUACAACAGUCACAGAGGAAGCAAGUUUGUGGGAGUCACGCUGUACGGAAUCCCCGGCUUGUUCGCCCUGGACCCGGAGAUGGUGGAGGCGGUAUUAGUUCAAGACUUCAGCCAUUUUCACGAAAGGGGGAUCCCGAAAAAUCCCCGGGAACCGUUGUCAAAUUCCCUGAGCACUUUGUCGGGACAGAAAUGGCGUUCUUUAAGAAACAAGCUGACGCCAGCGUUCUCGCCGGGGAGGGUAAAGGGGAUGUUUGAGCAGAUACUCAGAUGCGGAGACAGGAUAGUGGACAGAAUCGAAGACAACUCCGGUAAUGAAGAAGGAAUUGAAAUGCAGCGAAUUGUAUUCAAAUAUACGACCCAAGUUAUAGCCAGUUGCACAGCGGGAAUCGAGUUCGACUCUGACUGCGAACUGUGGAAAACGUUCAUGACCGUUGUUGAUUUAAUAACAAAAGCGUCCCCAAAGAAAAUGGCAAAGCACUGUUUAGCCAUUGCGUAUCCGAGGAUAAUGAUGUUUUUAAAUUUUCCCAUCAUAGAUAAACUCGUCACGGAUUUCUUCCUUAGCCUAACUCGGUCUGCAUUGAAGUUCUGUAAGUGCAGUAAAACCAAAAGAAACGACUUUCUACACGUCAUGUUAACCUUGAAAGACCAAGAAGAAUCGGACAAAGCCGGAGAUGUGGAAGGCGAUUUCGAUCAAUAUUAUCAGGGCGAAGAUAAACAGAUGCCAACAAACGAGGUAUUCACAGAAUUCUGCAUCGCAUCGAUGCUUUACAAUUUCGUUGCUGCAGGAAUUACACCCUCCGUAAAUACCAUCAGCUUAGCGUUAUUUGAACUCGCGAGAGAUCCUGGAAUCCAGAGACGGGCACAACAAGAGAUACAGUCCUGUAUCUCUAAAUAUAAAGGCCUCACAUAUGAGGCUACAAGAGAAAUGGUUUAUUUAGACCAAAUCAUUCAAGAGACUCUUCGACUUUAUCCUGCACGAAUAACUUUGGUCCGAAUGGCAACUGACAACUAUCAAAUACCUGGAACGGACUUAGUCCUAGAGCCUGGGGCUGUGAUAUAUAUCCCUAUAGCUGCCAUACAACGGGAUCCACAGUACUAUCCCGAUCCUGACACAUUUAAGCCUGAAAGAUUUGCAGGCAACAAUUACAAAUCCAGUGCUAUAUUCGCUCCUUUUGAUCACGGUCCAAGGAUUUGUAUCGCUAUCAAGUUUGCAGUGUUGACAAUUAAAAUCUGCAUUGCAAAGAUCUUAUCGAAGUACACUGUGCGGAUCGGCAGCAGGAUGCAGCUUCCUCUCCAGUUCGAGCAGAGACGUUUCAUCCUGAAGGUGGAAGGUGGUGUAUGGUUAAAAUUGUAUUCGAGGAGAGAUGCUUAACAAUUUACCUUAUUGCUUGCUAAAACAAUA
This is a messenger RNA of Homalodisca vitripennis (glassy-winged sharpshooter), 1806 nucleotides long. RefSeq names its product probable cytochrome P450 6a13. The record is from RefSeq and is a predicted model, not a curated record. Gene Ontology annotation, molecular function: oxidoreductase activity, acting on paired donors, with incorporation or reduction of molecular oxygen; iron ion binding; monooxygenase activity. The transcript has a single exon. NCBI's taxonomy places the organism in Eukaryota, Metazoa, Arthropoda, Insecta, Hemiptera, Cicadellidae. Bases 199 to 1776 code for a protein of 525 amino acids.